Messenger RNA from Wallemia mellicola CBS 633.66, 3260 nucleotides. RefSeq lists its product as hypothetical. The record is from RefSeq and is a predicted model, not a curated record. Gene Ontology annotation, biological process: transcription by RNA polymerase II. NCBI's taxonomy places the organism in Eukaryota, Fungi, Basidiomycota, Wallemiomycetes, Wallemiales, Wallemiaceae. Bases 152 to 3241 code for a protein of 1029 amino acids. Gene Ontology annotation, cellular component: nucleus. The transcript is spliced from 3 exons.
UGGAUUCCCAAUUCCAAAGAUAAGAAGUCAGUUUAAGAAGUCUAGAAAGAAGACAGAAGAACCGGUAGCGGGUACCUCAGCUAUCGCGAACGCAGCUUCUGCAGUACAUGACCAAUCAAUUGACGCUGAGAAUAGAAAUCUUAUAGCGAAAAUGUCUAAAGAAGAGAUCCUCCAGGAGCAGGAAGAUAUUGAGGAGAAGUUAGGCGCCAAAAUGGUUGAGUUUUUGCGCAAACGAGCAGCGAAGAAAGAAACUAUAGAUGAGCAGCCUAUCGGUGAUGUUUAUGAGCAACAGACGUUAGAAAGAAAGCAAGAAGAUGCUGGAAAGGAAGAAUUUAGAGAGGGAGCAGCAAAGGUACAGCGCAAAUCAGUCCGAAUUCAGGAAAAGCAACCCGCAGACGACCAUCAGCCGGACUCUACACAACUUAUCAUACGUGAAAAAUACUUCCCUGAUGCCAAAUACAACGAAGAUCAGCAUUCAUGGUUGACAUCACUGCCACCACCUUCAGAAGAGAGCAAGGGAGACACCCUCAGAUUUGAUUUCCACGGCAACCUUAUGACUGGCAAGAAAGAGGCUUAUCUUGAAGGUAUGCAUCACCACGGGCUCGAUCAAGGAUCUCCAGGCUACACUGUCGAUGAGUUCUUAAUGUUGAGUGGAAGUACCAACAUAUCACAGCGCAUUUUAUCUCUCAGAUCUCUCUCACAUAUUUUGCUGAAGUGGUACAAACGUGAAUAUACCGAUGAGACUGUCCAAAAGCUAGACUAUGUCCAAUUAGGUAAAGCAAUCCUCUCAUUUAGAUUUGCAAUGAGCGAGAGCAACAAAAGUGUCGUUGUUGCAGGUCUUUCUGGAAUAGCCAGUAUCGUAUUGGAGGAGUUGCAUCUCGAUAAACACCUCAACAAUGGUCUCACUCACGCCGAAAGUGCCUCAUCGACAUUAAAAGUGUACUCUGGUCAACUCAACCUUCAACCUUCAGAGAUGAAGGAACUUCUUUCUACUCCACUCGCUUUUCUUACUUUUAGAACAGACCUCGCGGACACUCUCAAUGAUUUACUCAAAGGUACUGCUGUGAUAGCUGGUGAUAACAAUGAAAUAAAGAAAGUAGCCAAUAUUAUCUUCGCCUUGUCAAAGCAUUCCAUCAAGACGGCUAGCGAGUGUGUCAAUACGCCACUAUUCAUUGAAAGGAUUGUUAAGACGUUUAUUGAGAAAGACUGGCCAAGUGACGAAAAACCUGAUUCGCUGGCUAUUAGUGCAUUAAGUGCCAUUGCAGCAGCUUCCAGAAGUAACGCUUCGGCCAUUAGGAGUGGAAAAGCCGUCGAUGUUGCUAGUCGUUAUUUGAUUAUACCGCCAUUCAAGACCAGUCGCAAAGAUGCCUGGUUUUUGGCUAUUGAGUCACUCGUACUCAUGCGCACAAUGGCCAAUUAUGGGAUAGUACAAGGUGUCAGUGCUGUGGAGUUAAUCAGUGGUGAUUGCAUACGGUGGUUGAGUAACCAGAAGGAAGAAUUACCAUCACAUUCUUCAGCUUUUAUAAAAGCUCUGUUUGAAACGCUAGAAAUGUGGACUAUUUGUGCUAUAGAUCCGCAUCACACUUCACCGCAUCAUAUUAUCGUCUGGACCCAAGUAGAAAGCUUCAUUGAUAUGGCUUUAGCCGCGUUGCAAGGUGUUAGGGACGAGCUCACACUUGCUAGUGUCUGGUCUUAUCUCAGCAUAUGGCUUCGAGGAAACAAGGGUGUUGCGGACAAAGCAAAAUGGUUGGAAGAGUACAUCAAUAUUGAAGAUACCAAAAAGACAUUUGAUCAUCACAGUCAAACUGCGAUUAAUCUACUUGCUCAAGACGAUUACGAAAACGCUGCUAGUUCAUUGUGCAUCGUCAAUGCCACUACUCGAUUGCUCUCUCAUAGUGGUCCAUACAACCUUCCGAAGGAAUUGAUAGACGUCCUCCUAAAUACCGUUACUGAGACUAACACUGCCACAUACAACAAACUCAGACCUGGCUUGGAUGCUCUUUGUAGGAGUAUACUUCAAUCGAACUUGGAUAAUACAGAGAAUAUACAUACGGCUUUGCAGCUUCUCACAGUUCUCCGAGAAGGUGAUGAAAGUAUUGUUGUUGCUGUUCUUUCUCAUCUGCUUCAAAACGCAAGUCCUCAAGUUAUUUCGACCGUAACUGGAUUCCCAGAACGUGAAGCGAAAGCAUCUAAAGAAACCACAGUCCCAUUACUAAUUGAAACCGCUAAGUUGAUGUUAGUUGAUGGUAUAUAUUCAGGUAUUUCGAUUCAUAGUAACCAUCUUUCUCAAAUUUCUACACUUACCAUUCCAUUUGACGCAAAUACACUUCUAUAUGAGAAUUGGGCUCUUAAAAUUACACUAGAUGAAUUGUCUCAAUCAGCUAAUAGUGAAGCAUUGAAAAAUCUCCCGGCUCAUUGGAACUACAGUGAAGUGGAUCUGGUCAUGGGUGGUCUCACACUACAAGAAACGAUUAACAAAAUUAUGGGCACAUCCUGUAGUAAACAAUUACUACAACUCAUGCGUAUUUUCUUACUUGAGUUGGGUGUUGAAGGUGGUGAGGUAUUCAGGAAUGAACGUGUGCAGAUCGCUCUUGAAAGAACUUUACAUAAGGUUUUGACCGGAUUGGAAAACGAUAAGUAUACACUGGAAGAUGCACAGGAGGAAGCUAGGGCUGACAUACCUUUCUAUCAAAUAUACACUGACUACGUUGGUCUCUUUGAAUCAAUUUCAUUAGGUGAUCGCAAUACAGCCAUUAUGCUGUUCCCUCCAUUAUUGCUAGCUCAGGAAUAUAGGAGGCUUUUGUGGGUUGAUCACGCUACAUGUGUCAAAAGUAUCAAAUUGACGUGGACGGACUUCCCAAAGUGGUUCGUAAACAAACUCCUUUUCCCGCUCGAACAUAAUGUGGAUGUAAUAAGGGCAUACGCUAGAGCCAUCUCAACAAAGUCUCUUGUUUUAAACAUUCAACCUCUUGCAUACUGGAUCGCACUUCAUCAUUCAUCACUAUGUUUAUGGCAUACUCAAGAUGAAGCACUCCGGAGAGAUCUUAUUGUGGCACUACUGUCAACGCAUCCUGAAACCGCAAAAAUGGUGAUACAGUAUGAUAAUGACGAGCACAAUCUCAAGUUACCUGGUCAAGCUAAAGCUAGUCCUGAAAUAAUACAGAGGAGAUUGGAUUGUCUGAAAGAUAAUGAUGAAACUUUGUUAAGUGCGAAAUUAGGAUCUAUUUUAUCAAUACAAUGAAUUUAUAUGCAUAUUAUUU